AUCCACCCCGAAGUCAAUCAACCCCGAGAAUGUCGGCCCAGCUAAGAUAAACAAUCUGGCUUGAUUACAAUACAAUGUAAAUUCUGUCGCAAUGCACGCUCAACUCGUCAUCUUGGUAUUCCUGUCGUGGUGCGCCCAUUUCUCCCGACUCCAGCAGGUCGCGAGCGACCAGUAUAGGUACUACAACAUCGGGGUGCUGAUGGCCUCCCACCUGGACUCGCCGUUUGACCUGGAACGCUGCGGGCCCGCCAUCGACAUGGCCCUCGAGCAGAUCAACGACAGGUUCCUGGCGCAUCACGGGAUCAGGCUGAAGAAGGUCCAGGAAAGCUACCCCUCGUGCAGCGGCGCCCGCGCCCCCGGUUUGGCGGCCGACAUGCACUUUAAAUCCGACGUGAUUGCAUUCGUGGGCCCCGCUUGUUUAUUCGCCCUUGAACCUGUUGCCCGACUGGCGGCCUACUGGAACACCCCCAUCAUCACGGGAAUGGGGGACCAGCCGCCCACCGAGGGGGAGCUCUCGGUCACUUCGGGGAUCCUGGGCCGCCUGCAGAAGUGGAAUAAGAGCGACAGCGCCGGAAUUCUGAAAGACAAGAGCAAGUACCCAACCCUAACAAGAAUGUCCUAUUGCCAAUGUAGACUGAAGUCAGUUUUUUCGAGCAUUUUUAAGCAGUUUGGGUGGCGACAUAUUGCCCUAAUCCUUGACAGGUCUGAUUUAUUUUCGUUAACUGCUGGGAAAAACCUGGAACACGGCUUAAAAAAGCAAGGCCUCCUCACUUUCAUGCGCGAGCUGGACGGCAACGACAACGAAUCCAUCGACAACUACCUCCGCGACGCCAGCAUGUACGCCAGAGUGGUGAUUUUGAGCGUCCGCGGAAGCCUGGUGCGCAAGUUUAUGCUGGCCGCGCACUCCCUGGGGAUGACCAAGGGCGACUGGACCUUCCUGGACGUGGAGAUCUUCCAGGGGUCUUACUGGAAGGACCACGACUGGGAAGCGGGAGACAGCAACGACGCGGCGGCUCGGAAGGCCUACGAGGCGCUGCUGAGGGUGUCUUUGCUGCAGCCCACGAGCGACCAGUUCCAGGAUUUCGCAGACAGGGUGAAGGAGCGGGCGCUGAGGGACUACAACUAUAGCAUAAGCGAAGGAGAGGAGAUCAAUUUUGUGAUUGGGGCUUUUUAUGAUGGGGUGUAUUUGUUGGGAAUGGCGCUGAACGAGACUUUGAUGGAAGGCGGGGAUAUUAGGAACGGGAUUAACAUUACGACGAGGAUGUGGGCGAGGGAUUUUCAUGGAAUCACAGGACAUGUCCGCAUUGACAACAACGGCGACAGGGACGCUGAUUACUCAGUCCUGGAUCUGGACCCAAUUACAGGAAAAUUUGAAGUAGUGGCCCACUACUAUGGUGUCCAUAAACGUUAUUCGCCCGUCCAAGGCAAAAAAAUUCACUGGCCUGGAGGAAUGGAAGGCCCACCACCCGAUAUUCCAAGGUGCGGCUUCCUGGACAAUGACCCAGACUGUCGGAACCAUGAAACCUACAAAAUCAUCUUGUAUGGAUCUUUCGCCUUUGGGGUCUUCCUGGCUUUCAUUGUCACGAUUGUCUGCAUCUGCAACAAACAAAUGAGAAUCGCCGCCGACCUCAACAACAUGUCCUGGCGCAUCCGCCCCGAGGAAGUCCUAAUCGAAAUCGGCAAACCCUUCGGAUCAAAACUGGCCCUCCAAAAACCGCCAGAAACCUUCGGUCUACGCAGCGCCCGCGCCUCCAUCACCUCCACCAACUCCAUCCAAACCAAAAUCUUCACCACCGUAGGCAUCUACAAGGGAAAUCGCGUCGCUAUCAAAAAAAUUUCGAAAAAGAAGGUCGACAUUAAUAAAAAAUUGCUGUGGGAGAUCAAGCAAGUGCGGGAUGUGACCCACGAGAACACCGUUAGGUUCCUGGGGGCGUGCAUCGAGUGCCCCACCGUACUAAUUUUGACCGAGUACUGUCCAAGGGGGAGCUUGAAGGACGUGUUAGACAACGAAGAAAUCCAACUAGACUGGAAUUUUCGGAUGUCGCUGAUCCAUGACGUCGUUAAGGGGAUGAGUUACCUCCACAGCUGCGAAGUGUCAGUUCACGGUAAACUAAGAUCUUGUAAUUGUUUGAUUGACGGUCGAUUCGUUUUGAAGAUUUCUGAUUUUGGACUUACGACUUUAACAUCACCUAUGCAAGUGGAAAAGGACUCCGAUUUUUACAAAAAGAUGUUGUGGGUGGCCCCAGAACUGCUUCCUUUGACAGUGAUUCCAGGUACUCCAGCUACUCAAAAAGGUGACGUUUAUAGUUUCAGCAUCAUUCUAGAGGAGAUUAUAGUGAGAGGGGGACCCUACGAAGCCGCUCGACAGUUUCUGGAGCCUCAUGAAAUCAUUUCCAGAGUUGCUGCUCGCGAAAACCCCCCGUUUCGUCCGGCGAUCACCCACAGGCACUGCCCUGAAGACCUGGUAGACUUGAUGGACCGCUGCUGGAACGACAACCCCGAAGAAAGACCCACAUUCGAGACCAUCAAAAUUACUCUACGGGGAAUAAUGAAAGGUUAUUGUGAAAACCUCAUGGAUGACCUUCUUCGUCGCAUGGAACAGUACGCCAACAAUUUAGAGGCGCUAGUUGGCGAAAAAACCGAACAACUGAGUCAAGAGAAGCGAAGAUCUGAAGAACUAUUGUAUCAAGUACUACCACGUCCGGUAGCCCAACAGUUGAUGGCCGGAGAAUUAGUGCAGCCAGAACAGUUUGAAUGUGUGACUGUCUAUUUUAGCGACAUCGUCGGAUUUACUGCUUUGUGUGCCAAAAGUAGCCCAAUGCAAGUGGUGGAUUUUUUGAACGAUCUGUAUAGUACCUUCGACAGGAUUAUAGGGUCGUUCGAUGUUUAUAAGGUGGAAACUAUAGGGGAUGCAUACAUGGUGGUGUCUGGGCUUCCGGAACGCAAUGGGGAUGCGCAUGCUAAAGAAAUAGCGCUUUUGUCUUUGGCGAUUUUGGACGCUAUUCGGUGCUUUAGUAUCCAGCACAAUCCGGACUACCAGUUGAAGGUGAGGAUUGGGAUUCAUUCCGGGCCGGUGUGUGCAGGGGUGGUGGGGCAAAAAAUGCCCCAUUAUUGUUUGUUUGGUGACACAGUAAACACAGCUAGUCGGAUGGAGAGUACCGGACAGCCUUUGAAGAUACAUGUGAGUGAAGCUACUAAAAAUAUCCUGGAGAAGUUUAGGACUUUUCGUCUGGAGUUGCGAGGCGAGGUUGAGUUGAAAGGGAAGGGGUUUGUUACUACGUACUGGUUGAUGGGUAGUACUGAGCCGGUGGCUAAGCCUCCAUCACCGGCCACUUGUAUGGGGGACCAAGAUGUUAAUCCAUAUCCACUUAUUUUUAUGGGAAAUUAA
This is a messenger RNA of Zophobas morio, 3388 nucleotides long. RefSeq names its product atrial natriuretic peptide receptor 1. The record is from RefSeq and is a predicted model, not a curated record. Gene Ontology annotation, molecular function: ATP binding; adenylate cyclase activity; peptide receptor activity. Bases 92 to 3388 code for a protein of 1098 amino acids. The transcript has 15 exons. Gene Ontology annotation, biological process: cGMP biosynthetic process; receptor guanylyl cyclase signaling pathway; protein phosphorylation. Gene Ontology annotation, cellular component: plasma membrane. NCBI's taxonomy places the organism in Eukaryota, Metazoa, Arthropoda, Insecta, Coleoptera, Tenebrionidae.